CGCCCGCCGGGCGGGGUUCCGCCGCCGCCGCCGGGAGCGGAGCCGAGGGGAGCCGGCCGACACCGGGCCGGGGCCGGGCCGCAGAUUUUGCAUUCCCCUCCUGCUGGCCUCCCUUCCUGCGAUGGCUGCAGGUGAAGAGAUCACCCCUGCCCUGCAGGACUCGUGGGGGGACUUCUGGCUCUUCCGCUUCUUUGUUAAUGCUGCCGGCUAUGCCAGCAUUGUGGUACCGGGCUUCCUCCUCAUCCAGUACUUCAAGAGAAGGAACUACUUGGAGACAGGCAGAGGCAUUUGCUUCCCUGUCAUCAAAUCUUGUGUGUUUGGCUCUGAGGUGAAGUCUGUACAUCAGGAUGAUGGCUCCCUGCCACCCCGAGCAGAGCCCACAGAGUCCUCCACAGCCCGACAGGUCUUCAAGCUGCUCUUCUGUGCUGCUGGUCUACAGAUUUCCUACCUCACAUGGGGUGUCCUCCAGGAGCGUGUGAUGACGAGAACGUACGGUGCCACUGAAACAGACCCUGGAGAGAAGUUCAAGGACUCCCAGUUCCUCGUGUUCAUGAACCGCAUCCUGGCCUUCACAGUGGCUGGUCUGUACUGCGCCCUCACCAAGCAGCCACGCCAUGGGGCUCCUAUGUACAAAUACUCCUUUGCCUCCCUCUCCAACAUCCUCAGCAGCUGGUGUCAGUAUGAGGCACUCAAAUACAUCAGCUUCCCCACCCAAGUGCUGGCCAAGGCCUCCAAAGUGAUUCCAGUGAUGAUGAUGGGCAAACUGGUGUCACGCAAGAGCUAUGAGUACUGGGAGUACCUGACUGCUGCCCUCAUCUCCGUGGGGGUCAGCAUGUUCCUGCUCUCCAGCGCUCCUAACAGGACGGUGUCCACUGUCACCACUUUCUCUGGCAUAGUGCUCCUGGCUGGCUACAUCAUCUUCGACAGCUUCACCUCCAACUGGCAGGACGCUCUCUUCACCUACAAGAUGUCUCCCGUGCAGAUGAUGUUUGGCGUCAACGUCUUCUCCUGCCUUUUCACUGUGGGCUCGCUCUUGGAGCAGGGUGCCUUGCUGGAGUCACUGCGCUUCAUGGCCCGCCACUCGGAGUUCACCGCCCACGCCGUGCUGCUCUCCGUGUGCUCCGCCUGCGGCCAGCUCUUCAUCUUCUACACCAUCAACCACUUCGGGGCAGCUGUCUUCACCAUCAUCAUGACACUGCGGCAGGCCUUUGCCAUCCUCCUCUCCUGCCUCAUCUACGGGCACACUGUCACUGUGGUGGGUGGGCUGGGCAUAGCCGUUGUCUUCAUGGCCCUCUUCCUGCGCGUCUACGCCCGCAGCCGCAUGAAGAAGCGCAGCAAGAAGCUCCCGCCGGGAGAGGCCCCUGUUCAAAAGGUCUAAGGAAGCUGAGGCCAUGGCAUGUAAGCCAUGCCUGCUGUUCUGCCUCCACUUGAAGGGCAUUUGCUGGAUUUUCUCAGAACCCACUGAGAAGAAGAGUGGGGUAUGGACAAGCAGGACCAGUGACUCAGUUUUCCACCUGCUUUUCCUGAGAAAGGGUCUGGAACAAGCCCGGGAAACGCUCUGGGCUGACGCAGCUCCAAACCUUUCCAUUUGCCUUAAUAGGUUAAAGACUUGCAGCCAAGGCACAGGCCUGGGGACACACCAGCAUGGGGCUGCUGGUAUUCCUGCCUCACCUCUGUCUUGUGGCUUCUCCCCAAAGUCACUGAUGAACAAGGGAACUCUUCCCUGGCACUGUCUUGCCUCUGGCUAAAGCUCCUCCAUUUCUGUUAGUACUACAGAGCUUGGCAGGAGGAAAGGGCAAGCAAAACACUAGGUUUCUUUUUGAAACACCUCUGAGUGAGGCAAGUCCCAAGUUGAGCCCAUCCAAGGGUGGGGAGUGCUCUUCUCCAUUCCAGGAGGGGCUCUGGGUAGUAAGGCACAGGCAAGGGAAGAACUCCCAGCCUGUCCUACCCCAGGCCUGGGAUCUGCUCUGGGAGGGCACUGCAGUGAAAGCCAGUACCUCCCAGUUUGGUUUUAUCAAUUCUUUACCCCUGCUCCAGGACACUUUUCUUUCCCUCUCAGCCCAGGCUGAUUUUUAUGCAGUAUCUGAGCUGGACAGUUCCCAAGGCUUGCUGAGUCUUUGAGGUUGCUUUUUGGUUACAUCUGCUGCUGUUACAGGCCAAAGGCUGCACUGCCCAGAAGCCCCAGCACCACCUCGGGCUCCCUCAGUGCCGUGGUUUCUGAGCUUUGCAGUUGCCAUUCAGACAAGCACAAACAAGCCCUCUUUUUCCUGCCACCUGGAGGCACUGGCCCUGGUUUUCCCAGGGGCUGGCCAGAGUCUGUGCCUGGAGGGCUGGGACACGGGGCAGAGCCCGCAUGCGGUGCCUUGUUCCUGCUCCACAGACAGCCGGGGAUGGAGCAGUGAAAGCUGUUCUUCCCCACAAGCCUGGGUUUUAUCUGUCAAUCCUUUUCUCAUCAACACAACCUGACUGACAAACCAGCAGGUUUUGGUACUUUUGCAAGGCAACUUUUUUCUCUUUUUAUUUUAUUAAAUUAAAAAUAUGCUGCAUAUAGUGCCAUGGGUGUAAA
This is a messenger RNA of Zonotrichia leucophrys gambelii, 2566 nucleotides long. RefSeq names its product solute carrier family 35 member B2 (gene SLC35B2). Gene Ontology annotation, cellular component: endoplasmic reticulum membrane; Golgi membrane. Gene Ontology annotation, biological process: transmembrane transport. The record is from RefSeq and is a predicted model, not a curated record. Bases 122 to 1378 code for a protein of 418 amino acids. The transcript is spliced from 4 exons. Gene Ontology annotation, molecular function: 3'-phosphoadenosine 5'-phosphosulfate transmembrane transporter activity. Lineage: Eukaryota; Metazoa; Chordata; Aves; Passeriformes; Passerellidae.